This is a messenger RNA of Coffea arabica (coffee), 1864 nucleotides long. RefSeq lists its product as uncharacterized. Lineage: Eukaryota; Viridiplantae; Streptophyta; Magnoliopsida; Gentianales; Rubiaceae. Gene Ontology annotation, biological process: regulation of DNA-templated transcription. The record is from RefSeq and is a predicted model, not a curated record. Gene Ontology annotation, cellular component: nucleus.
AUUUUCCCUCUCCUCAAUCAAUUAAUCAAUCAUACAAAACCCUCGCUUUUCACUGGAAAUUUUCCAAAAAAUUUUGAAAUUUUUUCUUUUGGGGCAAUUCUAUCUCGGAUAAUUCAAUCAAAUCCCUAAUUUUCUUCUCCUUCAAUUUCGAUUUCAGCUCUGAUAAAUUUCGGCCAUGGCUUCGCAUCAGAAGAAAGAAUCCAUUGCUUUACUCUCCAUAUACGGCGACGAAGAUGACGAGGAAAUGGAAGAAGCUGAAGCCGAAGCAGAAAUCGAAGCCAAAACCGAAGAAGAAGCUGAACAACAACCAUUUCAGAUACUUCAAGUGGAACAAGAACGAGAAGAAGAGUUUUCCGUAACAGAAAACCACAGCACCAUUGUCAUACGAGAGAGUACUAGUACUACAAUUGUAGCUUCGGAUUUAGUAGUAGAAGAAGAAGAGCGGCAUGAGCAGCAACAGCGAGUAGGAGAAGAUAAUGUUACCCCUGGCAGGGGGGUAUUUGGGGGUUUAGGAGGGUCAGCAUCCGCCACGCCGCAGGGUUCAGCUUCUUCACCUGGGCGGCGAAGGAAGGAGAGGAUAACGAUUGUGGAUUACGGGCAUGAUGAGGCCGCGAUGUCUCCUGAGCCAGAGGAAGGGGAGAUAAUGGUGGGUCGAAAUUCGAUGGAAGUGGAGGGUGCCGCAAUGGUUAAUGGUAACUUUCAAGUGAAGACAGUCCAGGUGUUGACACCUGGUGACCGAGCGACUCCUCCCCAAGUAUCUGAUCCAAAUGAUCAGGCAGAGAUGGCUACGAGCAACCCUGCUGUAGUUGGAUCAGAAUCAGCCGAGGCUGCGGAUGCAGAUGUGGUUCCUUCAAAGGAGGCGGAAGAUAUUGAUCUAUUAAAUAAUUUUUUACCACCGCCACCGGAGGCUAAGUGCUCAGAUGAACUGCAAGAGAAGAUAAGUAAAUUUCUUCGAUUGAAGAAGAUUAAAAGCUAUAAUGCAGAAGUGCGCAACAGAAAAGAAUAUCGGAACCCUGACUUCUUACGGCAUGCCAUGAUAUAUCUUGACAUUGAUGAGAUUGGAUCUUGUUUUAGCAAGGAUGUCUUUGAUCCCCAUGGAUAUAAUCAAAGUGACUUUUAUGAUGAAAUAGAGCUUGAUAUGAGGCGAGAAAUGGAGAGGAAGGAGCAAGAAAGAAAGAGAAGCCCAAAAAUAGAUUUUUUGUCUGCAGGCACACAACCAGGAGCAGUUCCAACUCCCAAAAUCAAUUUGCCAAUUCCAGUUGCACCUGGAACUGGAUUGAAUACAGUAACUGCUGCGGUGGACACUUUAGCUCGGGAUGGCCGACAGAACAAGAAAUCCAAGUGGGAUAAGGUGGAUGGUGAUAGAUUUAAUCUUGUGCCGACUGUUGGGCAGGAUGCUGUGUCUGCUGUUGCAACACAUGCUAGUUUUCUGUCCGCUGCUAAUGCUGGUACUGGAUAUUCUGCCUACGCCCAACAAAGACGACGGGAGGCAGAAGAUAAACGUUCAAGUGAUAAGAAAUCUGACAGAUCUAGUGACAAGAAAUCAGAUAGAAGGACUUGAUUAGUUCAGCUUGCACAGUUGACAAGGAAGCUAUCAGCCUGUGAGAUCCAUCAAGAUGAAGAUAGAAUGUGGCUCCACCACAUUUCUAGGCUGUAUUUGUUUCUAGAUCUUACCAAUUUGUAUAUGAAUGAAUAUAGGGAGAGCCGGUUUUCAUGUCAGCCUUGCUAAAUCGGAAAUUUUGAUGGGAACGGUUGUCUGCAAAGCUUGCUCCGUUCUUGCAGCAAAUUGAGUGUAACUAAAUUUUGAUGGAAGCUGCUGUAUUAUAGAAAUCCUGGUUGCUCUAUCAUGCCUACUUUUUCCCUA